CACUCUGGUUGGUGGUUUUUCUUGUCCACCAUCUUGGUUCCCUCCUUUUUUUUUUUAACAACUUUAUUGAGCUAUUCACAUACCACAGAAUUCACCUACUUCAAGUGUACAGUUAAAUGUUUUGUUUUAACCAUAUUCACAGGAUUGUGCAACCAUUGCAACAAUCUAAUUUUAGAAUAUUUUUGUCCCCCCUGAAAGAAAUCCCAUACCCAUUAGUUGUCACUCCCCAGUUCCCUCCAACCAGGCCCCCAGCUCCUGACAACUGCUCAUCUACUUAUGGUGUCUACAGACUGGCUGAUUCUGGACAUUUCAUGCACAUGGAGUCAUAUAAUGUCUCCUUUUCUCCCUGGCUUCUUUCUCUGAGCAUAAUAUUUUCUGAGUUUGUCUGUGUUAUAGCUUGUUUCUACUUCACUUGCUUUUAUUGCUAAAUAAUAUCCCAUUGUAUAUAUGUGCCACAUUUUACCUAUUUAUCCAUCAGUGGAUGAAAUUCAAGUUCUUUCCCACAUCUGGGCUUUUAUGGAUAAUGCUGCGGUGACCAUUUGUGUAUAAGUCCUAAGUCUUGUUUUAAUCUGUAAGAUUGUCUUCUUUUUUUCUUUUUUUUGUAAUUUAUUCAAUCAGAAAACUGGUUUGUUCAUCUUAAUAGAGUUUCCACAGUAUGGAUAGAUGGUGUUGCUCUUAUCACUUGUGGUGUCAUUUAAUAUUUUCAUGUGCCAUUGGGUUUCCUCUGAAUUAAUAUUGAGAUCUAGAGGCCCAGUCAGAUACAGGCUCAAAUUUUUUUAGCAGGGAUCCUUAAUAGGGGUGUUUUGUUCUUUCAUCAGGAGGCUCACAAUGUCUGGGUGUCAUUUUGUGAUGUUAGUAGGCAGUACCAUUGCCUAGCUCCAUUAAUUCACUAACAGUGAAUUAAUUUCCCAAGAAAUUAAUAUGAAAUCUUUUUUGCAUUAUGGUUUCAAAUUCAUUACUACUUGUGUGUAGAAAAAUGAUGUGUUUGUAAGUAUGUAGUAUAUUUUAACUAGCUACUCUAUUAUACUUUCUUGUAAGUUCUUAUGGUUUCUCAUAAGAGUCUCUAGAACUUUCUAUCUAUUUAUGCCAUAUGCCAAUUAGUGUUUCUGGCAGACCCUCCUUUCUAUUUCUUGCCACAUUGCGUUGGCUAGGACUGCAGAACACCCCAGUCAGCCAUGGCAGUGAGGGAGCCCCUUGCUACAGGAAUCCUUCCAGAGAUGUUUAUGCCCACCCAGACAUGGACGUGCCCUUAUUUCUCUCUGGUGUUACACUUUAGGGACAGUCAGAUCCAUGCCUCCGUUGGUUGUCCUAGAGAUCACACUUAGUCAUGACCUCUGACCACUUACCAUGGGCUCUGCACUCAGGGACCACAGAGGGUGGUCAGCUGUGCUGGAGCUAGCAUCAGCUGAAAAUAAUGCAGCUAUUGGUCUUUUCUAAAUAAAACAUCACGUGCAGAGGAAGUGCCCUAAGGCUGGGCUAGAAUGAGGCCAGGCUAAAAUGAGGUAUAGAGACGGCACGAGGAUGCAGGGGUCCUGACCAGGUCUGUCAGUCACCAUACCUCUGGGUGCUGCCCACAACACUGUCAAAACACUUGUCUGCCUGAGUUUAUUUCCUCCAAGGGUACAUGCUAGCAUGUAGGGUCUGCUCUGGUAAUGCAGAUGCCCAGGCUCUGCCCUUAAGAGGUGAGGCCUCCCUGGGAGAAAGGGUAGUUAUGAGCAGUUUAAGGGUGUUGUCAUUUUUUUAAAGAUGGGGAAGAGGGCUUUCUCCUCUGUUCCCAAGGUUUCCCCCCUUCCUUUUUGAAGCAGAAUUGCAGAGCAGCUCCCAAGGGCAGAAACCCAGCCUGCAAAAAAAGCAGCAGGUUGUGGGAGGUAGGAGAGUUUAGAGGAGACUGAACCAAAGCUGUCCCAGAGGCUCCAGGCACUGGAGAGCACCUUUUUCCUGUCUGCCAAAUGCCAGACUUGUGGAUGGGCCAACAGGACAACUCACCCAGCCUAAAUCUUUUUAACAGUGAAGCAGUGGGAAAAUCAUUUCAAAUUUCUUCUGCCCUUUUUUCGCCUAGUAAAAAAUGAGGCCAUAGAAGAGCUGUACUUGAGGGAUGUCAGUCGUCUCCCCAUAAGCUUCCUGGAUAAGGUGGUAUCUGCCAGGUUUCUCCACUGUCCUUUCUCUUUUCCCCUUUGUGCCAUCAGCACAGGCUGAGCUCACAGCAUUCCAUAAGCACUCACCUGCACCCAGUCCUCUUGGCUCUGUCCAGUAGCCUGUGCAGCCACCACUCUGGUGGCAGAUUGGCAUGUGACACAUGGGCUUCAGUAUGCACAGGAUCUCUGCCAGUAGUGCCAGCUGCUCGCACUGCAUGUGACUGGCACUGACAGAGUGAACGAGAGAGCCACCAGCAGUGGUGAGUCCCAUUGCAAGAACUCCUCUUGUGAUCGUCUGGGAGAGGGGAGAGGUGGGGCUAGCCAGGGAUGCUGGAGGUUUCGGGGAGUCUUUCCAUCCCCCAUACCCAGCCUGAGCUUUGCAGAGAGCAAGCCAGGAGAGUUUGGGUGUUUGGAGAGACAUGGAGGGAUAGUCAGGUGUCAGGAGGGCAGGUGGGUUAAACAGUGAGGGGGCAUGGAGUGAGAGUGGACAUGAGGCCAGAGAGAGACACCCAACCCAGCUGGAGACAUGACUGGCACAUGCCAGCCACAACCUCAGCCACUUAAUGUUCACAGGCCAUCAGGUAGCAUCUGGACAGUUGGUCAGACAACCAAACAGACACACAGGCCCAUGCCCAGACAGACUUCGAGAAAGAUGGACAGAAUCUCAAGGAAAUAACUCCUACCUAGACAGAUAGCCAUGAAAAUGGACAAAUCAUUGGACAGAUGGGCAGAUCCCAGCCACACAUCCAGAUAGACCUGUGACCAUAAAGACAUGUGAAUACCCACCGCCAAUUGGAAGGUAGAUCCCAGCCAAGCAGAAGUCAGAACCCCUCAAGGACAGACCCACUCCCACAAAUGGACAAAGACCUUACCCCAGUGAAGAGACACUCCAGCCAGCCAGCAAGACCUGCAUCUGGGCAGACAGACUUACCCUCCACCAGUAAGAUAGGCCUUGGCCUAUAAGAAAGGCCGUCAGCAGUGUCUCUUGCUGGACAAGCAUCCCACCACACCCCCGCUCAAACAGGUGGACCCUCAGCCCCUAGUUGGACAGCAGAUGCCUAGCUAGCCAGGCAAAGACCCCGGUCACUGGUCAGCCUCCCUGCCUACCACCAUGAAUGACCCAGUGACUGAACCCUCAGUGUUGCCACUGCUUCCAGGUACCACCCAGUCUCCAGUGGCCAUCAACCUCAGGUGACUUGCACUACCACCACAGUCUGCAGAGACCGUCCAUGAUCCCUUCGUGCUCCAGUACCCACUAGCCUACAAUGACUGCCAUUAGCAACCACCAGUACUCAAGGACUUGGCCUCCGUAUUUUCUCACAGCUCACUGACACUUCUGUAUUCUGCUCUUCUGAGUCUCCAAGAACCCAUGUCCAUUCACAAAACCUCAAUGAGUCCACUGACACUCAAGGUCGUGCACUGACUAGGAGCAGUGUACUUCCUUAGUGACUUCCCUGACUCUUCUGACCCUUCACCUAUUAACACUACAGAUCCCAAUGGCUCCUCAGUUACUUUCACUGACACCCUUGCCCCAUGAACAUCUAGGGGACUCUGGCUGACCACCAGUGACUUAACUGUCACCAUCCAUCCUCAGUGGUCACUACUGACUUUCCCUCCCAAGAACCCUCAAAGAUGAAACUGGUAAAUGAUAAGCCCUGAUUCUAUAGUGACUCCCCCAACAAGAGCUCCACUAUGAAGGAAACACCCACAUCGUUUAUCCACACUGACCCACUGAGCUGUCAACCAUGUAAGCCAGGGUCAAAUUAUAUCCUGCAGGCCUCAAAAAGAAUAUUUUGUGGUACAUGAAAAUUAAAUGAGAUUCUAAUUUCAGUGUCCAUAAAUAGUUUUAUUGGAAUACAGCUACACACAUUUGUUUAUAUGUUACCUGUUUAUGGCUGUGUUCAUGCUGCCACCUCUCCCAGUUAAGUAGGUGGGACAGAGGCCAGAGACAGCAAUGCCAAAUCCACUUCCUAUCUAGCCCAUCCCUGACUGAAACACUCUGAUGACCCCUAAUGAGUUAAAUUGUCAACCUGAUAUUAGUGAUAAAGCACACACCCAGUCCCCAGUGUUACCUUUCAACACUUCAGCCUCCUGGAACUGUUCACUGACGCUGCCUCUGGCGUCGCCCGUCGAAAUUCUUCCAUGGCCUCGGUGAGGGGCACUAACCCAUCUAUGCAGACCUGUACUUGAUGGGACCCUAGGUGCCAGUCCACUGGCUCCAGCCUGCCCUCCGUGACCUUGGGGGCUAGGACAGCAGCUCUUCUCUGACCUGCAGAUUUUCUGAUGAUGGUGUGGAGACGGAAAAAAAAAAAGAGAGAAGCUCUUUAACAGCGUUGAGAACACUUUCCCCCUAGACCCCCCUUCCAGCGCCUCAGUUCUGUCUCCCAACAGGUUUAUUCUUGUGGAGCUCCUCAAAUUACCAUUGAUCCUGGCGCCCUCAGCGCCACGGAAAAAGAACCUCCGGAAACAACAGAUCCAGAAGUUCCGCUCCCAUGCGGUCUUUCCCAUGUCACGGGCGACCAGGCGUAAAUUUUCCCCGCGGCUAGCUCUCCCCCAAUUCCCAUGGACCCGGCUGGAGCGCAUAGCGCGGGAUGCCCCUACCCGGGGCCCCUGGGCAGGAGGAGCAGGCCGAUCUCGGCGACCGUCCCCACUGACCGUUCUCCCCAACACACACCAAUCCCCCAACUUGUCCCGCGGUCGGACCCCGACGCAGCCUGGCGGCACCUGGAGACUAACCCAGGGCGCGGAUCCCAAAUUAGGGGUGGGUCCAAAAGGGAGGAAGUGUCCGCAGGACUGUGCGGACUCAACCCGCAGGCGCGGCAGCCAAAGAAAAAAAAGAAACACGGAAGAGCCAGCGGAGACUGACUUAUGCCCAGCCCCCAGGACCGCGCGCUCCGACAGCCCCAGCGUCCGGAGCACCCAGGACGGGCGUAAUGCCAUUGGCUUAGGGACGGCCGCUGCGUGCUUCCACUGGCUGGCUACGACGUGGGCGGAGUCUCCUCGCGGGCCGCUGCCUCCGCAGUGUCUACACUGGCUGGGGAUGCUGAGCGCUGAGGCUGGACGGCACCUCGCAGGCUUGCGGCGCCAUGAGCCGCAGCGUGGACGGGCGCGGAGCUUCCUGGAGCAGCUAGAGGCGCGGGUCGGCCGGGAGGGCGCGAUCCUCGCCAGCGAGUUCUGCGCAAAAGAGAAGUGGCUGAAUGCAGACAUGAUGCUCAGGACCCUCAAGUUCACAUUCCAGAAGGAAUGCCGUUCUGUGUACCAGCUGCAGUAUAUGUUGCCAGACCAUGGGGUCCCCAGCAGUCCUGAUCACAUACUGGCCAUGGUGGAGGAAGCCCGUCACCUCCAGGGAUCUGGCCUUGGCCCCCUCUGUGUCCACUGCAGAUUUAGGGAAUGGGCUUCGCCAGGGUCUGGUGAGGCAGAGGGGACAGGGUGGGGAGGAAGGCGGAGAGUGCAGGGCCUGGGGCCAGUCUUGCAGCCUGAAUGCCUAUUUUGAGACGCCAU
This is a messenger RNA of Microcebus murinus (gray mouse lemur), 5636 nucleotides long. The record is from RefSeq and is a predicted model, not a curated record. NCBI's taxonomy places the organism in Eukaryota, Metazoa, Chordata, Mammalia, Primates, Cheirogaleidae.